Messenger RNA from Peronospora matthiolae, 798 nucleotides. NCBI's taxonomy places the organism in Eukaryota, Oomycota, Peronosporomycetes, Peronosporales, Peronosporaceae. The record is from the annotation of a GenBank genome assembly.
AUGUCCACGUACGUCGUCCAGGGCUUGACCCACUUCCUCUCCCACCCCGCUCUAUGGCGAACAGCGCUCUGUCCUUUUCUCUCCACGCUCCUCGUGGCAAUCGCCGCCAUCGUCGUGCUCCUUAGCGUAGCUCUUCGUCCUCAAGCCGACAGUCUGGAAGACGCAGGCGUGCCCCUGUGGCUCUCGUGGCUCUUGGCCGUCACGCUCGUGCUCGUGGAGAUUUUAAUCGUUACUUUUGCCUACAAAUUACUCGUCAUGGGCCAUUAUCAGGACAAGAUCUUUGAGCAGGUGAUGGUCGCCCGUGGCUACAAGGACUUGGUCGAAAACACGUCUCAACACGCAGGAUGGGCUUGGUCCUGUCGCUCUUGUUGUCGCGUUAGUGUCUGGAGACGCCUUACGUUGCUCGUUGCUACGCUACCACUGAAUAUGCUGCCGAUUGUUGGCUCAGUCAUUUAUGCUUGGAAAAACGGCACGAUCUUGGCUUGGGAGUACCAUCUCCUCUACUUUGAAUUCAAGCACUUGUCCUACGAAGAGCAGCGAGCUUUUAUCGAGAAACACAAGGUCCAGUACUCGUCGUUUGGUAUGCAAGCGCUGCUUUUGGAGAUGAUGCCUGUCAUUGGCUCGGUGUUCGUCUUUACAAACGCAGUAGGAGCGGCACUGUUUGCUGCUCAUUUGGAAGACGAAGAGGACUAUGAUCGUGUACAAGGCGGUGGUGUGCAGCCCGGUUGGGACAAGAGCAAAUGUGCAGACUCGAGUGCAUAUAAUUACAGCAACGUACCAUCUGGAGGCAUGGUCUAA